Suillus discolor is the source of this 1240-nucleotide messenger RNA. RefSeq lists its product as uncharacterized. Bases 383 to 1240 code for a protein of 285 amino acids. The record is from RefSeq and is a predicted model, not a curated record. NCBI's taxonomy places the organism in Eukaryota, Fungi, Basidiomycota, Agaricomycetes, Boletales, Suillaceae. The transcript is spliced from 9 exons.
CUGCCAUGUGCGGCGUGCGCGCGCCACUUGAGCCCCAUAUCACGAAUCAAUGGGCUGCCGUCCGAAGGUGAUCGGAGCGCUUGUAUGUACGUACGUCGUAUUCAAAUGUCUCAAGGCACAAAUGCCACUGGCACCACUGAAUACGCAGGCUCUCACUUAAAGAACGAAGAACGUUUGAGCUCUGACAACGCCAGACUUGACUUGAAGGGAUUGUUGCAUAAUUCAACUCUGGAGUAGACCGAGCUCUCUCAACUUUUCCUGAACAGGGUCUCUCGAUACUUUGCACUGUGAUGCGCAGUGCGCACACAGUAACCUGUCGCUAUGGGCCCACCCGCCGGAACCGAUGGCAAUUGUGUGGCUGAAUCCAUAGCCCUUGAAGUUAAUGUGCUGGCCAUGCUUCAAAUAUUCUGUUUUGCCAAAGAAUCAUAGGCCAGAUAUCGAUCCUCCUCCAGCAACUUCCAGAUCCAAUCAGGCAAAUUUAGUUGAAAGCUCGAACCAACCUCAUACAGGAUCUUGUCAGUUCAUGCGGAAAUUGAAGAAUGGGUUAACCCAAAAGCUUCCUAAACGCUCCAAGCGAACACGCACGCAUGUCACUGCGAUCCACGACGUCGAAAUUGAAGCGGCUUCAUCGAGUCAGCAAGUUGAGCCUUCCAACGAAAGCGAGCAUCCCACCACAUCUGAGAUUCCCAGUGAGUCCGUGAACCAAAGGCUGUCCGGUUCACAGGCUCAGGCUGCUCCUUCUGGCGAGGAAGGAAGACCCGAUCCUCACUCAGUUGAUGCCGAACUUCAACGUGCCUGUGAUGGUACAGAAAACAUGCGAUUACUCGGGAAACAUGCGACUUCUAUGGCAUCCGCCGUCGAGAAUGCCCCAGCGGAUCUUACUGCUGCAGAUGAUUUUGAGACGACGUAUCUCCAACCCCUCAAGAUUAUCGAUGCUGUCCUUGAGAAGAUCACAGACGUACAUCCGUACGCAAAGAUGGCGCUGGGCAUGCUAUCUGCUGCAUCCAAGAUUAUAAUUGCUCAGACACAGCGUGACCAAUCGAUUCUUAAUCUUCUCAAGAAAUUGGCUGAAGUUUACCGCUUUAUGACUCAAGAUGAUAGUCUUGAAAAAAUUGAAUCGAUGCGCGGCAUCGUCGAAAAGAUCGUUCACCAGACUCUCGAGUGUGCCCGUUUCAUCAGGGACUACUCGGAGAGAAAGAGCUUUUGGAAGAGACGGGAAAAAUCUUAUCUCGGAAACUGA